Fusarium coffeatum is the source of this 1104-nucleotide messenger RNA. RefSeq lists its product as uncharacterized. NCBI's taxonomy places the organism in Eukaryota, Fungi, Ascomycota, Sordariomycetes, Hypocreales, Nectriaceae. Bases 1 to 1104 code for a protein of 367 amino acids. The record is from RefSeq and is a predicted model, not a curated record. Gene Ontology annotation, molecular function: hydrolase activity, hydrolyzing O-glycosyl compounds. The transcript has 3 exons.
AUGAAGCGCUUCGGCCUUUUUGCACUAAGUCAGGCUCUGCUUGCACUGGCUGCCUCCCUUGACACAGAGCUCACCGCGCGCCAACAAGGCAAUAGCUUCGCAGGCGUCAACUCCUUCUUCCUCCAUGCAUUCAAACAACAGGACAGGUUAGAUGUCCUGGACGCCAUCCAGGGUGCAAAUAUGAAGGUGCUACGAAUCUUCAUUUCACCAACUGGCCAGAACUUCAAAAACACUGGUUCUGUUUCAAUGCCUGACAUUGAGCCAAAGACUGUCGGCGUAUGGGACGACACUCAGCUCAAGGCCAUAGAUCAACUCAUGGUCGAAGCUCAAGCCCGAGGCAUCAAGCUCACCAUUGCUAUCCAUGACCGCUACCAGCUCGGCUGCUGGGGAAGCGAUGCCUACGUAUCGAAGUAUAAGCUGCCUGCCGUGGACUGCAACACUGAACCAGCUAGUGCCAACAAUGUCGAAUUCUGGUAUUCGGACAAAAACUGUAUUUCCGAUUUCCAGAAUCGCAUUCGUCACGUACUUGAACACAAGAACACACUGAUUAGCGGAAGCCCAGCCUGGAAAGAUCUAAGCAGCCACAUAUUCUCGUUCAAUAUCCAAAACGAAGGCCAGGGCCAUUUAAACAAUAAUAUUCCGCCUCAUCCGUCGUGGUGGUGCGAUCGAGCUGGCUUUAUGCGGGGCAUUAUGGGUAGCAGUAAAGUUUUGAUCUCCACUGGUGGCGGAAACGAGUUCCCAAAUUCAGACGUUGCAGAGAACUGGGCAUGUACGGCUUUGGAUCUUGUCACCAUCCAUUCUUACAUGGGCGUCAAUGAGUUCAAGAAUAAGGGUCCUGUCGCGCUGCAGCACGCAAAAAGCGCCAACAAGCUCAUGUUGUUUGAAGAGUUCGGUGCCGCGGGUGUUAGCAAGCCUACCACCAUUAGUCAGCAUAUUGAUGUCUUCAAUGGUCUGGGUGUACCAUGGAUGCCUUGGCAGAUCAGCAAGCCUGGUAACAAGGCUAAGGAUUAUGAGUUUUGGACUGACGAGCCUACCUUUGACGUCGUUAAGGAUGGCUCAAAUAAUGCACUAGCAAAGAACGCUGCACAAGGAUGGUCUAUUUAG